CAGCGUCCAGGAAAUGGAAGCGGGGUUAUAAAUACAUUAUCAGAUGGGAAAAAUGUACUGACAGCCUGGAAACAAGAGAGGGAACAAAAGAAUGGAAAGCAGCCCGUUUAGAAUGGGAACAAGAAUAAAAGAUGAGCAAACCCAUAACAGCAUCAACAUAUGUGCGCUGCCUCAAUGUUGGACUAAUUAGGAAGCUGUCAGAUUUUAUUGAUCCCCAAGAAGGAUGGAAGAAGUUAGCAGUAGCUAUUAAAAAACCAUCUGGUGACGAGAGAUACAACCAGUUUCACAUAAGGAGAUUUGAAGCCUUACUUCAAACUGGAAAAAGUCCCACUUGUGAAUUACUGUUUGACUGGGGCACCACAAAUUGCACAGUUGGUGAUCUUGUGGAUCUUUUGAUACAAAAUGAGUUUUUUGCCCCUGCAAGUCUUUUGCUACCAGAUGCUGUUCCCAAAACGGUUAAUACACUGCCUCCUAAAGAAACUGUAACCGUUCAGCAGAAACAGAUGCCACCCUGUGGCAAAGACAGGACAUCUGUGAUACCUGAUCAGAAUCCUGAACAGAACUAUAUGCCACCAGACUCCUCAAGUCCAGAGAAUAGAAGUUUAGAAAUUAGUGAUACACGUUUUCACAGUUUUUCAUUUUAUGAGUUGAAGGAUGUCACGAAUAACUUUGAUGAGCGGCCCGUCUCUGUUGGUGGUAACAAAAUGGGAGAGGGAGGAUUUGGGGUUGUGUAUAAAGGCCUCGUGAACAACAGGACCGUAGCAGUGAAGAAGCUUGCAGCAAUGGUUGACAUUAGCACAGAAGAACUGAAACAACAGUUUGAUCAAGAAAUAAAAGUAAUGGCAAAGUGUCAACAUGAAAACUUAGUAGAACUACUUGGUUUCUCAAGUGAUGGAGAAGACCUCUGCUUAGUCUAUGUUUACAUGCCCAAUGGUUCAUUGCUGGACAGACUGUCUUGCUUGGAUGGUACUCCACCACUCUCUUGGCACAUGAGAUGCAAGAUUGCUCAGGGUGCAGCUAACGGCCUCAGUUUUUUACAUGAAAACCAUCAUAUUCAUAGAGAUAUUAAAAGUGCAAAUAUCUUACUAGAUGAAGACUUUACAGCCAAAAUAUCUGACUUUGGGCUUGCACGGGCUUCUGAGAAAUUUGCCCAGACAGUCAUGACCAGCAGAAUCGUAGGGACAACAGCUUACAUGGCACCUGAAGCUUUGCGGGGAGAAAUAACGCCCAAAUCUGACAUCUACAGCUUUGGUGUGGUUUUGUUGGAAAUAAUAACUGGACUUCCAGCUGUGGAUGAACACCGUGAACCUCAGUUAUUGCUAGAUAUUAAAGAAGAAAUUGAAGAUGAGGAAAAGACCAUUGAAGAUUACAUUGAUAAGAAGAUGAAUGACACUGACUGCACUUCCAUUGAAACUGUGUACUCUGUUGCCAGUCAGUGUUUGCAUGAAAAGAAAAACAAGAGACCCGACAUUAAGAAGGUUCAACAGCUGCUGCAGGAAACAACAGCUUAAAACUUCACUGGAAUAGACUCUUGACUUCUUAUAUAUGGCUAUAUAAAUCAUCUUUUAAGCUAAAUUUUUUGUACACAUUCUUCAUUACCUGUAACAAGGCAGCAUGGUUAUUAAAGCUUGUGUAGAACCCCCAGCAUAUAGAGCAAACAGAAGCAGAGCUGCUAUGUUAGUACUUAGCCCUCCUUUCUUAGUGUCCCUCCGAGUUCUCACGGUAAUCCCUGAGACAUCUCCUGGGAACCUAACCAAACAGUCUGAAAACUGCAGAAUUACAAAAAAGAGGACUGGACUAUAGGGUGAAAAGACCCAGGGCUGAAGCCCAGCUCCACUACUAAUUUUCUAUAAAGCUUUGGGCAAUCCUCUUAGCUGCUUUGGACCUGGUGGGGUUUUUUCUUUGUUUGUUUGUUUUACCUGUAACCUUGCACUAAUAUCUACUUUGCCUCUCUGAUGGGUAAUCAUGGAAAUCAAAUGAUGCACAAUAUGUACAAAGCACUUUGUAACUUGUAAAGUGAUGUAAAAUUUAAAGUUUAUGUAAACAAUUAUAAAAUCCUAUUACAGUGGUUUAUUUAUAAGUUCAUGUUCACAGUGUGCUGUCUUAAGCAAUCAUACAUCACAAAGCAAAUAUGCUCUAAUGAUCUGCCCAUGACAAUAUGGCCAUUAUUAGAUUACGUUAAAUGGCAAAUAUGAAGACAUUUUGCAGAUGCAGUUAAGGUCCCUAAUCAGCUGACUGAGUAUCAAAAGGGAGAUGCUGCUGGGUGGGCCUGACCUAAUCAGGUGAGCUCUUAGAAGAAGUCUGAGAGAUUUUCCUGUGGGCCUUGAAGUAAGCUACCAAGUUGUAGGAAGGCCAUACUGGCUAAAGUCUGUGGUGGCUUCUAGGAUAUAAGGGCUACCUUCCAGCUGUCAGCCAGCAAGAAACUAGAACCUUGCUUGUACAACUGCAAGAUACCGAAUUCUUCCAACAACCGGUAUUAGCUUAUAUGAGUACUCCAGACUUUAGAUGACACGAUAGCCCCAGCUGACACCUAACUUUUGGCCUUGUGAGAUCCUCAGUCACGAACGUGGACUUCUGUGCCUAGACUUCGACGUACAGAACUGUGAGAUAGUAAAUGAGUUGCUAU
Camelus dromedarius (Arabian camel) is the source of this 2626-nucleotide messenger RNA. It is a transcript of the gene IRAK4, whose product is annotated as interleukin 1 receptor associated kinase 4. Lineage: Eukaryota; Metazoa; Chordata; Mammalia; Artiodactyla; Camelidae. Gene Ontology annotation, biological process: protein phosphorylation; signal transduction. Gene Ontology annotation, molecular function: magnesium ion binding; ATP binding; protein serine/threonine kinase activity. Bases 132 to 1511 code for a protein of 459 amino acids. The transcript has 12 exons. The record is from RefSeq and is a predicted model, not a curated record.